Messenger RNA from Entrophospora sp. SA101, 414 nucleotides. NCBI's taxonomy places the organism in Eukaryota, Fungi, Glomeromycota, Glomeromycetes, Entrophosporales, Entrophosporaceae. The record is from the annotation of a GenBank genome assembly.
AUGUCUACGCCAUCAUUAAAUUCUAAAUUUGAAAAAACAGCCCAGUGGAAUGAUCAUCAUGUUCAAGUUACCUUCAAAGUUAAAGCAGCAAGCAUUGUCGAAGGAGCUGGUGCAGUAGCUGUCAAGGCUUUAAAAUGUGUGAUAGCUGGUAGAGAAAACAAGGAGAUAAAAGCAGCAGUCACAAUUUCCACAACAAUUAAUAUAUAUUACCUUGAUGAAUCUGAAGUGCUUACACCAGCUGACGAACAACAUCACAUUAACAAAAAUAAUUACAAAGUUCCAUUUGAAACUGCCGAAUUGAAAAGGCUUCCAGCACCUGCAAAUACUGCAAUGAUGACGCAACUUGGAUGUGAUGGUGUGUUUGUUGGUUCCGGAAUAUUCAAUCUAGUAAAAAAAGAGCCAAAGCAAUUAUAG